Messenger RNA from Polypterus senegalus (gray bichir), 1881 nucleotides. RefSeq names its product pentraxin-related protein PTX3-like. The coding region runs from base 136 to 1437 and encodes 433 amino acids. Lineage: Eukaryota; Metazoa; Chordata; Cladistia; Polypteriformes; Polypteridae. Gene Ontology annotation, molecular function: complement component C1q complex binding. The transcript is spliced from 3 exons. Gene Ontology annotation, biological process: innate immune response. The record is from RefSeq and is a predicted model, not a curated record.
AUAGAGUGUGCCGACUAAUGCACUUCUAGUUUCUCGGCAGUUGAGGGCUAAAAUACAUCAAGGAAGCAAGCCAAAAAGAUUGCUCAGCAAUAACUGCCAUCUCCCAAAGGCUGAGCUAACCCUUGCAAAAACAGCAUGAAAAUAAUUAUGUGGAAGCUACUAAGGGCAGCUCUUCUUUGCUAUUUCUUUGGUAUUUCUGUGCUGGUUGCACAGUAUGACCAUGAAUUUGAAGUGCAGUAUCAAAAUGGCUUUGAAAACGAGAUUAAAGAAGAGGAGGAGGAAGCUACGCCAACUCCAUGUGAGUCCUCAGAACUCAGCAGAUGGGACAAACUUUUUGCAAUGCUGGAAAACUCACAGAUGAAAGAAAAUAUGCUGCUCCAGUAUGUGGAUGACAUUCUGAAAGUGGAGGUCCAAAGCCUGCGUACUGAAAUGCUCCAGUUUGUUGCUAAUUUUGCCGGAACUUGCACCAAUGCUGUUGACAGUGCCAAAACACGCAUAAUUUCACAGCUGGACAGGAAAUUAAUGGAAAUCACAGACAGGAUUAAGGGUACCGACAAUACAUGUCAGUCUGAAAAUGAAGAAAGGCUGGGACAGCUGCUAGCAAGUGGCCAGGACAUCAUUAACAAACUCAGCAAAAUAGAAAAUGCCUGGCAAAACACAGCGGAAGCAAAUGGCUCCGACUCUGAAGUCAAACUGCAGGAUGGCUCUGUUUGUAUGGGGUUAGAAAAGGUUAUAGAUUCUUUGGCAUCUAAUCUUCAACAGACUCAAAAGAAACUAGAGCUUACUCAGAUGUGGGCUAGUCAACGCUUCCUGCCUGCAGGGUGUGAAAUGGCUCUUCUGUUUCCAAUGAGGUCCAAAAAGAUUUUUGCCAGUGUCAGUCCUGUUGCAGCAAUGGCUCUAAAUGCCUUUACUGCUUGCAUUUGGGCUAAAGUGACAGAAGCACUCAACAAAACAGUCCUUUUCUCAUAUGGAACCAAGAGGAACCCCUACGAGAUUCAACUCAGUCUAAGGCAGCAGUCAGUCAUCCUAAUGGUAGGAAAUGAACAGCACUCAGUGGUUGCUGAGAAUGCUGUGUCUGCUGGACAAUGGGCUCAUAUCUGUGGAACAUGGAACUCUGAAGAAGGAAAAUCAUCUGUAUGGGUAAAUGGAGAACUUAUGACAACCGCUCUAGGAGUGGCAGAAAGCCACACAAUCCCUGAUGGCGGCAUCUUACAACUUGGCCAAGAGAAAAAUGGUUGUUGUGUGGGAGGAGGAUUUGAUGAAAACCUGGCCUUUUCUGGAAAGCUCACGGGAUUCAAUCUUUGGAAUAGAACUCUGAAUGGUACAGAGAUAAUCCACUUAGCUACCAGCGAAGAUUCAUGUAAUGUCAGAGGCAAUGUGAUUGGCUGGGGUGUUACGGAAAUUAUCCCCCAAGGAGGUGCCCAGUAUAUCCAUUAGGAUAAUGAACUGAGUAACAUCACACAACUUCCCGGAAACUGCAUUAAAAAAAUAAUCGGUAAACUGCAUUAAAAAAAUUAUUUCCCCCUUUUUCAAACUAAAAAUUGCAUUUACAUUAAUUAAACCUAGGAUAGGGGAAUAAUGCUUUUUGGAAACAGAUGCUAAUUACAUACAGACAUGACAUCUACAGUAAAUGCAAUUUAUUAAAUCCUUGUUUACAUUUAAAAAUACUUCAAGUGAUAUCUUGUAUGCUGGGUAAACAUCACAACUAUAUUAUUAAUCAAAAAAACUAUCACCAACGUUUUUCCAGUUUUACUCUAUGAUAAUAAAUUUGUCAAACAAAUAUCUCAGAUACUUUAGCAUGAUGUAAAUGGAGACAGAAAGCUGGAAUGCAACACAGUCAUACAUAAAUACAGUGUUCUUAUUUGAAUGAAGAGAAAAUUA